This is a messenger RNA of Echinococcus granulosus, 159 nucleotides long. RefSeq lists its product as hypothetical. The transcript has 2 exons. Bases 1 to 159 code for a protein of 52 amino acids. NCBI's taxonomy places the organism in Eukaryota, Metazoa, Platyhelminthes, Cestoda, Cyclophyllidea, Taeniidae. The record is from RefSeq and is a predicted model, not a curated record.
AUGGUGAUGACGGUGGUGGGAACGUUACGAUUGAUAUCACACAAUCGAGCACGGGAUGAAUGGUUCUCUGCCCAUUCCCUCCAUUUAUUCAGUGGCGAAGACGAGGGUCGGUCAGCGUUUCUUGACAAAGUAAAAGCGAUGCUCGCGAAAGCUGCCUGA